UGAGCGGCCCAGAUAUAAUGCAGAGGUGCUCAUGGGAUACAUACAACGCCAUCACAGCUCUACACACUCGUGCGACCUCAAAACUAAGGCUUCACCAAUCGGAACUCAAACCCUAACCCUAAUCGCGCUGAUCCUCCGAUCAUGGCUUUUUCCUCUCGUCUCUUAUCCAAAUCCAAACAGUUGUAUGGCAGUCAGAUCAUUUUACAACAACAGCAUGCUGUUCCAGUCCGUUUCUUCGCCAAAGAAGCUGCUCCCCCAGCUCUCAAGGGGGAUGAGAUGUUGAAGAAUAUUUUUCUGGAGGUUAAAAAGAAAUUUGAGACAGCCAUGGGGGUGCUUCGGAAGGAGAAGAUCACCAUCGACCCUGAGGACCCUGCUGCAGUCAACCAGUAUGCAAAGGUUAUGAAGACUGUAAGAGAGAAGGCAGACUUGUUUUCAGAAUCCCAAAGAAUUCAGUACACCAUUCAAACCCGAACUCAAGGUAUUCCAGAUGCUCGUACAUAUCUGUUGACAUUGAAGGAGAUAAGAAUCAAGAGAGGUCUCACUGAUGAACUAGGUGCAGAGGCUAUGAUGAUGGAUGCACUAGAGAAAGUUGAGAAGGAACUCAAGAAACCACUUAUGAGGAAUGACAAGAAAGGAAUGGCUCUUCUUAUGGCAGAGUUUGAUAAAGUCAAUAAGAAGCUUGGAGUUAGAAAGGAGGAUCUGCCCAAGUAUGAAGAACAGUUGGAACUUAAAAUUGCGAAAGCACAACUGGAGGAGCUAAAGAAGGAUGCUCUUGAGGCAAUGGAAACUCAAAAGAAAAGGGAGGAAUUCAAGGAUGAGGCAAUGGUUGAUGUGAAGUCAUUGGACAUCAGAAACUUCAUCUGAGAUACAAACCCUGCUCUGUUUUUUUAAUCCAUUUUCUUUCUCUUUUUUGGUUUUUUCUAGUUUGACAAUUGUUGGGACAAGAGUGGAAAAGGCAACAAUUGUUUCACUUAGGCGCAGGAACAUACCCGUCCUGCCUCUCAUUUAAAUAAACGGACACACCCAUCAUCAAUCUGGAAGUGUACUAGUUCUAUUGCAACUGAAAUCCAAUACUCCGUGGUUUUGUAUUGUUC
Messenger RNA from Vitis vinifera (wine grape), 1094 nucleotides. Its product is annotated as probable ATP synthase 24 kDa subunit, mitochondrial. Gene Ontology annotation, biological process: pollen development. The record is from RefSeq and is a predicted model, not a curated record. Lineage: Eukaryota; Viridiplantae; Streptophyta; Magnoliopsida; Vitales; Vitaceae. The coding region runs from base 142 to 864 and encodes 240 amino acids. The transcript has 7 exons.